Messenger RNA from Vicia villosa (hairy vetch), 1615 nucleotides. RefSeq names its product probable magnesium transporter NIPA6. Lineage: Eukaryota; Viridiplantae; Streptophyta; Magnoliopsida; Fabales; Fabaceae. The record is from RefSeq and is a predicted model, not a curated record. The transcript is spliced from 9 exons. The coding region runs from base 193 to 1197 and encodes 334 amino acids. Gene Ontology annotation, biological process: magnesium ion transport. Gene Ontology annotation, cellular component: membrane. Gene Ontology annotation, molecular function: magnesium ion transmembrane transporter activity.
AAGUGUAUUUUCCUCUUCAUCUGUAGCUACCUUCUCGCGAGUCAUCAUUCACCAGAUUCCGAGUCAAUGAAGCGUUCGCUUCAUUCUCUCUGAUCACUCACUCACUCACUCCCUCCUCAAUUCAUUCGAUCUCGUUUUGGCGGGAAAUCGAAGCAAGCAAAUUCAACAACCGAAUCGAAGAUAGCUAUAGCAAUGGGAGUUUCAGAGAAUUACAAAGGAUUGAUACUUGCCGUGUGCUCCAGUGCAUUCAUCGGUGCUAGCUUCAUCUUGAAGAAGAAAGGCCUUAAACGCGCCGCUGCACGCGGUACUCGUGCAGGGGUUGGUGGUCAUGCUUAUUUACUAGAGCCACUUUGGUGGGUUGGCAUGGUAACAAUGAUUACUGGGGAAGCUGCUAAUUUUGUUGCUUAUAUUUAUGCUCCGGCGGUUCUGGUUACUCCUCUCGGCGCGCUUAGCAUUAUUGUCAGUUCUGUUUUGGCUCACUUCUUGUUGAACGAACGGCUUCAGAAGAUGGGAGUAUUGGGAUGUAUAUCUUGUAUUGUGGGAUCGGUUGUUAUAGUCAUUCAUGCACCACAAGAACAUACGCCAAAUUCUGUCCAAGAAAUAUGGGAAUUAGCCACUCAACCAGAAUUUAUGAUUUAUGCCGUCGCAGCAGUUUCGGUAGUUUUGGUCCUGAUUUUAAAUUUUGAACCUCGCUAUGGACAGAAAAAUAUGCUGGUCUACUUGGGAAUCUGUUCAUUAAUGGGCUCACUUACGGUUGUGAGCAUCAAAGCCAUUGGAAUUGCAAUAAAGCUAACACUUGAUGGAAUAAAUCAAAUAGGUUAUCCUCAGACUUGGUUUUUUGUUACAGUGGCCAUAAUAUGCGUCAUUACACAGUUGAAUUACCUUAACAAGGCCCUAGAUACAUUCAAUGCAACAAUUAUAUCUCCUGUAUAUUAUGUGAUGUUCACAACUCUUACUAUUAUUGCCAGUGCAAUAAUGUUCAAGGAUUGGUCUGGUCAGGAUAUCAGUAGCAUAGCCUCUGAGAUAUGUGGGUUUAUCACUGUUCUGACAGGAACAAUAAUUUUGCACGGGACUAAAGAUCAGGAAGAGUCUACUAGGAAAGGGGCCCUGACAUGGUUUAUCGAUGAAGAUUCGACAAAGUGUGUUGAGGAUGAACAUCUGAUUGUUAUUAAUGGGUCAGAUGAUCGUGAGAAUUGACAUUCCUUUUAGGGUUGAUGGAAGAGAACUUAUUAUAUAGACGUGCCUGCCCAUGGUAUGGUAAUGAUGUGGAUGAAUUGGGAACUGAUUGUAUUUCACGGUAGAGUUUGAAUUCAAGCUCUCCAUGAUACUAUAGUUUUCUGACCAUUUCUUUGCAGGCUGCUGCUGUGAAUGUAACUAUUAUUUUCUGGAGUCAUCUCAAAACACGAGUGACCCGGGAAUUGUGAUUUGACGGCUGAAUCAUUUUCCAACUCAACUGGUGCUGCUGUCUAAUUGCAACAACUCAGAUUUUUGGACUGAUCUUGUUGUAUGUUAUUCUUCAUGGUAGUCAAUAUAAUAUUUGUGUAGAAAGUGAGAAAUUGUUUAUAUGGUUCAAUCUCUAUAUAUUUUCUCAUUUAAUAAUUGGAUAUAUUUUUCA